CACAAACUGGCUAUAGAUGUGGCUGGUAUAUUAUUGACUGCUGUAGCAUCAAAACCAGCAUCUGCAUAUAAACAUGGCAAUGUCUACAUGUAGAUAUCUACACAGACCAAUGAGAACGGUUUGGGCAUCCUCCCAGACUGUGUCGAGGUGCUUUACCACUGAAGAUAAUGGUUUUUCCAAUAAGUGGUAUGAGCUUCGCACAUACAAGAUACAGCCCGCUAAGUUGCAGGACUUCAUGAAGCUAUCAAUAGAUAAGAUAAACCUACGAUUCAACCAUUCAAAAGGCAUUGGUUAUUGGAUGGCUGACAUUGGGGGUUUGAAUGAAGCAGUUCACAUCUGGGAAUACGACAACUUUGCCCAUCGCACUAAAGUCAGAAAACAAAUGUCUGAAGAUCCCAGCUGGAAUGCAGAAUAUUUAUCCAAGAUGUUACCAAUGCUAGUAAAUCAGGAAAGUGUAGCACUGAAA
Molecule: messenger RNA, 466 nt
Organism: Saccoglossus kowalevskii
Lineage: Eukaryota; Metazoa; Hemichordata; Enteropneusta; Harrimaniidae
Product: protein NipSnap homolog 3A-like
Cellular component (GO): mitochondrion
Source: RefSeq, a predicted model, not a curated record